Myzus persicae (green peach aphid) is the source of this 2992-nucleotide messenger RNA. RefSeq names its product dual 3',5'-cyclic-AMP and -GMP phosphodiesterase 11A-like. Gene Ontology annotation, molecular function: protein binding; 3',5'-cyclic-nucleotide phosphodiesterase activity. Gene Ontology annotation, biological process: signal transduction. The transcript has 16 exons. The record is from RefSeq and is a predicted model, not a curated record. Bases 1 to 2793 code for a protein of 930 amino acids. NCBI's taxonomy places the organism in Eukaryota, Metazoa, Arthropoda, Insecta, Hemiptera, Aphididae.
AUGCGGGAGAAUGAAGGGGCUGACGUCGCCGCGUUGAACGGUGACAACAUGACACAAAUCACGCUGUCAGUGGUCGAGGAAUGGCUGGACAGCCACCCUGACCACUGUCAGGACUACUUCCUCCGAAAAAUUGAACUGGACCUGAUCAACAAAUGGCUCGUUUCACACGGAUUCCUCAACAUCAACGAUUACAUCUCAUCAGCCACGUCCACGUCUUCAUCAGGCAACGUGAGUCCAACCAACGGGCUGGCAAUACAGCAGCAGAUAUCACCGGCUACAUCUCCGAACGCGCCAAGUAUCCUGGUCAACGGCACCAACUCGCUAUCCGUGUCCCAGAUGUACAGGUCCAACUCAAAGAGAUGCCGGCGGCACGACUUUGCCCGGGCCAAGACCCGGAGCGUAUUGCGCACACAGGAGAUCGGCAAGGACGUGCCAAUCUGCUCCAGUAGGAGAUCGUCGCUGAAGGAUAUGAGAAAGUUCACGUCGUUGCCGCCGAGCCCGAUCAGCAUGCUGUCGCUGCUCAUCGAUUCCAAGGUGCGACUCCCCAGGUGGCCGGUGUCCGCGCACAAUGUGGACACCAAGCGGGAUCUGCGGCACGCACAGGGCGAACGGGACUUCUUCCUGACGGUGGUCCGGGACAUCGCCACCGAUCUGGAUCUCAAGUCACUGUCGCAAAAGAUCGUCGACGAUCUGGCCGUGUUGCUGGACUGCGACGCCGGUUCGCUGUUCCUCGUGGACGGGCCGCCGCGGGGCUCCCGGCGCCGGUGUCUCGUGUCCAAGGUGUUCGACGUGCACAGCGGCGCCCGCGGCCAAUUCCUGUUGCCGGACGGCGUCCAGUGCGAGGUGGCCGGCGGACCGGCCACCACCACCGACAACGAGGUGCGCAUCCCGUGGGGCGUGGGCAUACUCGGCCACGUCGCGUCCACCGGCGAGACGGUCAACCUGGACGUCGCCUGUGAGGACCCGAGAUUUGACGACGAGGUGGACCGCAUAAUGGGAUACUACACUUCGUCGUUGCUGUGCAUGCCGGUGAAAAAUUCGUACGAAGAGAUAAUAGCGGUGGCGCAAGUCAACAACAAGAACCCGGACAAGGACGGAGGCCAUUUCACCAGCAUGGAUGAAAAACUUUUCGAGACGUACUUACAGUUUGUCGGUAUAGCUAUUACAAACGCACAAAUCGUCGAGGACUCCCGAGCCGAAUACGAUCGAAACAGGAACUUGUUGGAAGUGGUGCACGAUCUAUUUGAAGAACAAACGUCCAUCGACAAAGUGAUCAUGAAGAUAAUGCAAAGGGCUCAGAGGUUGUUGAAGUGCGAAAGGGCGGCCGUGUUGCUGGUAGACGAGUCUUGCGACAGUACCAGAUUUUCGAAGCUGUUCGAUUUGAACUCACCCAAGCACAAUAUAAAAAAUAACGUUAAAAAUUCUAGGCAAAAAGUGGAAGGCGAGAACGUAUCUCGAUACCUAGAAAGCCUUGCUGAGAGGGUGGCUUGUUCAGGAGAGGUGCUGAACAUCAAUGAGCACGAGUGCAGCGAGGGCAUAGUAGAUUCAGGCAUCAACUCACUAUUGGCAAUGCCCAUCAGGAAUAAAAAUGACCAAAUAAUCGGUGUCGCCAGUAUAAUCAACAAAUUGAAUUCGUCGCCAUUCGACGAUUACGACGAACAGUUGUUCGAGGCUUUUACAAUAUUCUGUGGACUGGGAAUACAUAACACACUAAUGUAUAGUGAAGUAGAAAAGGCGAUGGCCAGACAAAAAGUCUCCAUUGAAGUUCUAUCUUAUCACGCGACAGCUUCUAACAAAGACGUGGAACGUAUCCUGGGCAUGCCGGUACCUGCUGCUGAUUCGUUGAAUUUGUAUUCUCUUGCGUUCGACGAUUUUUCACUUAACGAUGACGAAAUGCUGAUGGCCGCCGUGAGCAUGUUUUUGGAACUCGGACUCGUUAAGACGUUCAACAUUGAAAAAGAAACAUUAUAUCGGUUCCUUAUCACGGUGAAACGCAACUACAGGGACGUGCCUUAUCACAACUGGAGACACGCUUUCAAUGUUGCUCAAGUCAUGUUCGCUAUUAUGAUGGGAUGUGACAUGAAAAAUACGUUCUCCGAUCUUGAAGUUCUGGGAAUGUUUGUCGGAUGUUUGUGUCACGAUCUCGAUCACCGAGGAACAAAUAAUUCAUUCCAAGAAAAAGCCAGAUCAGCAUUAGUCUUAUUGUACGGCACUACAAAUACAAUGGAACACCAUCAUUUCAAUCACGCAGUGAUGAUACUCAGUAGUGAAAAUCUCAAUAUAUUCUCGAGUCUAUCCGCGGAGAGUUUUUCAACUGUGAUGAAAGUAUUAAAACAUAGUAUACUGGCCACUGAUCUUUGCAUGUACUUCCAACUGAGAAACAAGUUCUUCCGUCUAAUCGAAUCUAAAGAAUAUAGUUGGGACGAAGACUCGCAACGAUACUUGCUGAUGGCAAUGUUGAUGACGUCGUCUGACUUGGCAGCGUCCACAAAGCAAUGGCACGUGCAGAAACGAGCCGCCAGACUGGUGACAGAUGAAUUCAUCGAGCAAGGCGAUAAGGAAAGAUUUGAGUUAAAAAUCCAGCCACAAGCUCUCAUGGACAGAGAGAGGCAACACGAACUUCCACAGUUGCAGAUCAGAUGGAUCGCAGAUAUAUGUCUGCCUUUGUACCAGGCAUUGGGUCAAAUGAAUCCAAAAUUAAACGUUAUGAAGGAAGGGGCGAUGAAUAAUAUGCAACAAUGGAGCAAAUUGAUUGACGAAAACUACAAGAACGCGAACGGGGAGCAAAAAUAACUGAAUGGACUGUGAAAGAUAUGGCAGAAAAAAAAAACAGGGAAUGAAAUUCAGUAUUUUUUUCCUCAAAAAUCUUUAAGUAGACUGAUCGACAACUAGAAUCGUAUUAAAUUAUAUUGCUAUGAAGCUAAUAAGAAUGUAUGGGAAUUUCUAUGAUAAAUGAGUAAUGACAUAUUAUAAUAUUAUGUUUGAUUUAUUA